Messenger RNA from Metschnikowia bicuspidata var. bicuspidata NRRL YB-4993, 357 nucleotides. RefSeq lists its product as uncharacterized. The record is from RefSeq and is a predicted model, not a curated record. The transcript has a single exon. Lineage: Eukaryota; Fungi; Ascomycota; Pichiomycetes; Serinales; Metschnikowiaceae. The annotation marks the transcript as partial.
GAGCCGGCGGCCGGUGAGAUCCAGGCCGAUGAGACCCAGGCCGGUGAGAUCCAGGCCGGUGAGAUCCAGGCCGAUGAGACCCAGGCCGGUGAGAUCCAGGCCGGUGAGAUCCAGGCCGAUGAGAUCCAGGCCGGUGAGAUCCAGGCCGAUGAGACCCAGGCCGAUGAGAUCCAGGCCGGUGAGAUCCAGGCCGGUGAGAUCCAGGCCGAUGAGACCCAGGCCGGUGAGAUCCAGGUGGCCGAUGAAAUACAUGCGGCUGGCGAAACACUUCCUUCAGCCGAUGAUACCCCGGCCGAUACACUUCCUUCAGCCGAUGAUACCCUGGUCGACGAUACCCCGGCCGACGAUACCCCGGCC